AACUUUUAAAGCAGGGAUCCCCAGUAACCUCCGUGAUAGCCUGUGACUGUGGCCGGAGUACUUUACAACUGAACAAACUAAUUGGACUACGUCUGCAAAAAAAUCCAUAAAAAUCAUAAAGUUCUAACUUCUUCCCGACUCUUCAUAUAGGCAUAAGACCACCAAACCUGCUCCAUCAUGGGAAAAGAUAACAGUGUUUUGCUCUUUGUCUGGAUAUAUUUUUGUAACAUUUUUGUAAGUUUUGCAACUAGCCCUGAAACAACCACCAUAGAGCCCACACCUUUUAGUGCAACUUUUGAUAACUCCACAGCCAACUCCACAGACUGGAUGCUGGACUUCAGUGACAUUGAAUCCAAGUUUGCGUUGAGGACACCAGACAUGCCUGAAGAUGACAUGUGUUAUAUCGUCCCGGGACAGAGCGACACGAUUAAAGAGUGUGAAUUCAACCCAGAAAACAAGACCUUCAUAGUUAUCCACGGAUGGACGGUGACGGGGAUGUAUGAGAGCUGGGUGCCAAAGCUGGUGAUGGCUCUUCAUGAACGGGAGCCCAUGGCUAACGUCAUCAUUGUGGACUGGCUCACACGCGCACAACAACACUACACCACCUCAGCCGCCUACACCAAGCUCGUGGGCAGAGACGUGGCCAAAUUUGUCACCUGGCUACAGGGAGAGGUUGAUUAUCCCUGGGAAAGGAUCCAUCUGCUGGGAUACAGUCUUGGAGCCCAUGUCGCCGGGAUCGCAGGCCUGCUAACACGGAGCAAAAUCAAUAGAAUCACAGGAUUGGAUCCGGCCGGCCCCAGUUUUGAGUACGCCGACGCGCAGAGCACCCUGUCGCCUGACGACGCCAACUUUGUGGAUGUUCUUCACACCAACACGCGGGGCUCUCCCGACCGGAGCAUCGGGAUCCAGAGGCCCGUCGGACACAUAGACAUUUAUCCCAACGGAGGAACGUUCCAGCCCGGCUGUGACCUCCAGAACACCGUGAAGAUGAUCGCCUUCACCGGCUUCCAAAAUAUGGAUCAGAUAGUGAAAUGCUCUCAUGAGCGCUCCAUCCACCUCUUCAUCGAUUCUCUGGUGAAUGAACACAUGCAGAGCUUUGCUUAUCGCUGCAACUCCAAAGACGCUUUUAACAAGGGCAUGUGUCUGAGCUGCCGCAAGAACCGCUGCAACAAAGUCGGCUACGGCGUCAACAAAGUACGUGCGCGACGCAGCAGCAAAAUGUACCUGAAGACCAGGGGCAUCAUGCCCUACAAAGUUUUCCAUUACCAAGUGAAGGUCCAUUUCUUCGGCAAGGAUAAGAUGAGUUUCACUGAGCAGCCAAUGCAAAUCUCUCUGUAUGGUCUCCAUGGAGAAAAGGAGAACAUCCCUUAUGUCCUGCCUUCCCUGGCCACCAACACGACUGUGUCCUUCCUGCUGACCACAGACGUGGACAUCGGUGAACUGCUGAUGGUGAAGAUCCAGUGGGAAAAAGACUCUCUCUUCCGCUGGUCUUGGUGGGGCACCAACACCUUCCACAUCCGUAAAAUCCGGGUCAAAUCCGGAGAGACACAGGCUAAGGUCAUCUUCAGCGCUAAGGAGGGAGAGUUUGCCUACAUGUCCCAAGGUGGAGAACCUGCUGUGUUCGUGAAGUCCAAAGAAGCCCAGUCGAGCCGCAAAGAAAGAAAGUUGCACAAGCUGAAGAUGGAAGGAAGCUCCUUCAAAAAGGAUGGAGAGUAGAGAAGCACUUAAAUUCCGCCUGUGGAAGUAAUGGAGAAAAGCCCAGGAGGGGAACGCUGGAGAGAGAGAGAGAGAGAGAGAGAGAGAGAGAGGCGGGCACUAAGCUGGGCUGGAUGUCCCGCCUCCGCCCAAGUAGCAACCAAUCAUCUUACAUCAAUCAUCACAUUCUCAAGCGCGUUCUGCAAGUAGUUUCUGUCUCUUUUCGCUGCUGCACAGUUUGGAACGAAAGACAUUUCUGUUCCGGUCUGUUCCAGUCACUCAAAAUUUCCAUAAAAUACUGCUGCCCAAGAGUCAAGCGAGAAAACACCUGUGUGAGACAUUACUCCAGCCUAUUCUGUGUGUGUGUGUGUGUGUGUGUGUGUGUGUGUGUGUGUGUGUGUGUGUGAGU
Messenger RNA from Chanos chanos (milkfish), 2104 nucleotides. RefSeq names its product lipoprotein lipase a (gene lpla). Gene Ontology annotation, biological process: very-low-density lipoprotein particle remodeling; lipid catabolic process. The coding region runs from base 178 to 1716 and encodes 512 amino acids. The transcript is spliced from 10 exons. Gene Ontology annotation, molecular function: apolipoprotein binding; lipoprotein lipase activity. NCBI's taxonomy places the organism in Eukaryota, Metazoa, Chordata, Actinopteri, Gonorynchiformes, Chanidae. The record is from RefSeq and is a predicted model, not a curated record.